GCCUCGAUGCCUGCAGGUAGAGGCCUUUCACGCUGUCAUGGUCUACAUAUCCUCCUGGCAGAAAUACCAGGAAGCCGCUGAGGCCCUCUAUGCCAAAUCUCCCCAAAAGGCGCGAUACUGCGUGAAAUUCAAGCAGCCGGAGGGAAAGCUUGUAUUGAAGAUUACAGACGACGAGACAUGUCUCAAAUUCAAAACCCACUCCUCCGUCUUCCUCAAUCGUUUUGAAGCCCUAAAUCUAUCUCUUAUGGAGAAAAUGGUCAACUCCCGCCCACCCCCACCACCCCCACCAUCAUCCUCUACACCUCGACCCAUUUCUCCAGGACCAGUCACGUCUGUGAAGGAAGAAGGUGGCGUUGCAAGUGUUCCACCUUCAACUUCUACCCCUACGGCGGGAGGAACCGCAGGCGGUGGAACAAAGAAAAAGAAGGGAAAGAAGAAGAAAUGAUGAUGUAGAUAUGGAAUCGAGGGGCGAUGGCGUACAGCAGGUGGCGUUGGCAUAGUCGGCAUAAUUGCACUUCCGCACCUCGAAAUUUCUUUCAGUGUGGCUUUGUGGCGCGGAUGGAAUACGAUCCUCUUGAUUUCUCUUGAUUUCUUUUGAUUUCUUGACCCCCUCAAACAAAACUUGCGACUCUUUCUGAACGCGAUGUGUCCUGUCUUGUUUAGUGUGGCACCGAGCGCCUAUUCUUCGCCAGGGUCUUUUUGCACGAAUCCUGCACAAAUC
Molecule: messenger RNA, 721 nt
Organism: Stereum hirsutum FP-91666 SS1
Lineage: Eukaryota; Fungi; Basidiomycota; Agaricomycetes; Russulales; Stereaceae
Product: signal recognition particle SRP9/SRP14 subunit
Exons: 3
Coding region: 38-445 (135 amino acids)
Biological process (GO): SRP-dependent cotranslational protein targeting to membrane
Cellular component (GO): signal recognition particle, endoplasmic reticulum targeting
Molecular function (GO): 7S RNA binding
Source: RefSeq, a predicted model, not a curated record